Messenger RNA from Anopheles nili, 1215 nucleotides. RefSeq names its product leukocyte elastase inhibitor-like. The record is from RefSeq and is a predicted model, not a curated record. NCBI's taxonomy places the organism in Eukaryota, Metazoa, Arthropoda, Insecta, Diptera, Culicidae. The transcript is spliced from 2 exons. The coding region runs from base 1 to 1215 and encodes 404 amino acids. Gene Ontology annotation, molecular function: serine-type endopeptidase inhibitor activity.
AUGUGGUGGCAGCAGAUCGUCCUACUGCUGUUGUGGGUCCAGGCGGACAUUGGAACGGACGUGCGGGCCCUGACCCAGCUGCGCUUUCCGUUCAGCCACACCAACUUCAGCCUUAGCCUGUACAAGGCAGCCUUCAAUCCGGAGCAGAACGUGGUCGUGGCUCCGUUUACGCUGCAAAACAGCAUCUCGAUGCUGUACUCGAUCGCCACCGGAACCACACGCGAUCGGUUGCGGGAAGUGUUUGCGCUUCCGGCCAACUUCACCGAGUUCAUCGUUAAUCAGAAGCUGCUGCAUUACACGCUCAGUGACGCCGGUGGUUCGGAGGGUUUCCGCAUGAAGAACCGCAUCAUCGUGAACGGGUUCCGGGAGGUGGACGGGCGUAUGCGUGACAUCAUGCACGAGGACCUGGGCACGGUGUUGAUGUAUUUCGAUUUUAGCCAGCGUGAGGGUGUCGUCCGGCGAGCGAAUCACUUCCUUAGCAUGCGCACCAACGGGCUGAUCCGGGAUACAGUGUUUUUGGGUGACGUGCCACGCCAGCUGCAGUUGAUUCAGCUUAGUGCCGGGUCCUUCCGGACGCCGUUUGCGAGUGGGUUCGAUGCGCGGAAUACGAUGGCGCGUGACUUCCGCAGCGGGUGGAUCGAGAAGCUGUACCAGACGACGACGAUGUUUAAGGAGGGCGAGUUCCGGUUCGCCCGUAUCCCGGAGCUUGAGAUCGAGGUGCUGGAGUUGCCGUUUCAGGCUCGCAGCGAUACGGUGCUUUGGAUUAUGCUGCCCGAUCGGGACGCCGGGUUGGAGCGCAUCGUGAAGGCACUGGAACCGGAGCACUUCGAUGCGAUUCAGGCACACUUUACGAUGAAACGGGCCGAUAUCGUGGUGCCGGUGUUCGCCAUCAAGACCGAGUUCAAUGCGACGGACUUCCUGCGGGACACCAUUGGGUUGGAGGCGUUGUUUCGGUUGCGGGAGUUGCGGUUCUUCGACGAUCAUGACUCAGCGCUGGAUGGUGUGAUGCACCGGGCUGCAAUUUCCGUCCACGAGCGGUCGACCGAGGCGGGGAGUGUUGCGACGGUGCACAGUUUCAGCAAACGCAAUGCACCGGUUCCGUACCAUCAGUUCUACGUUGGGCGGUCGUUUUUAUUUGCGCUUGUGAAGCGUUCCUCCAAGCAGCUGCUUUUCAUCGGCCAUCUUUACAAGCCGCAUGAUCUGGUCGAGGUUUGA